Messenger RNA from Urocitellus parryii (Arctic ground squirrel), 3688 nucleotides. It is a transcript of the gene Zscan12, whose product is annotated as zinc finger and SCAN domain containing 12. Gene Ontology annotation, biological process: regulation of transcription by RNA polymerase II. NCBI's taxonomy places the organism in Eukaryota, Metazoa, Chordata, Mammalia, Rodentia, Sciuridae. The record is from RefSeq and is a predicted model, not a curated record. Gene Ontology annotation, molecular function: RNA polymerase II cis-regulatory region sequence-specific DNA binding; DNA-binding transcription factor activity, RNA polymerase II-specific.
GUCAUUCUGCCCGCCCUUGUACAGAUAUGAGCCGGGGAUGAAGGAGCUGCCCCCGGCAGCGAAGCUGAGCCGGGCUGUACUUUCCGAGUUUGUCUCAAGGCCUCCUGAGGUCCUCAGUUCGGCGCUUCGCAACAUUUCUGGACACUUUUGGGUUACAGACGCUGGUCCGCGGCAUAGAACGCUUUUCUGAGUUUACCUUUCCUUAGAAUACAUAAAUCGAGGGUAUAAGAUAGCUUUAAAGAGUAAUCUCUCCAGCCUUUUCACUUAAUAAAUGAAGAAUGAAGUGCAGAGUAAGUCCCGGAUGAAGUAAUAUCCUGCGAAUGCGCUGCUUUUAUGAUUUUAUGGUUUCCACCAGACAUCAGACAUUUUAAAAUCCUAUAAAAACAACUGAUCAAGUCGGUUGUGGUGGCUUAUGUAAUUCCAGCGACUUGGAGGCUGAGGCAAGAGGAUCCCAAGUCUGUGGUGUCUGGGUCCAUUCAGGAAGAACUUUUCCAGGAGAGAUCUUACUGACAGAGCUUUUGCACAGCUAUAAUGUCAUCUACUUGGAAUAUCCAGGCCAAAAAGGACCAGGAAGAACUUCUGGAAGUAAAGAGAGACCAGGAGGAGGAAGAGAAUAAAUAUACCUCCAGACAGGAUGAGAGCCUUCAAAAGAACAAUACUCAUAGCAGAGAGGUCUUUCGACAAUACUUCAGGCAGUUCUGCCACCAGGAAGCAUCUGGACCUCGGGAAGCUUUGAGCCGACUCUGGGAGCUUUGCCAUCAAUGGCUGAGGCCAGAGACUCACACCAAAGAACAGAUCCUGGAGCUGCUGGUGCUGGAGCAGUUCCUGACCAUCCUACCUGAGGAACUUCAAGCCUGGGUACAAGAGCAGCAUCCAGAGAGUGGAGAGGAGGUGGUGAAUGUGCUGGAAGAUUUAGAGAAAGAGCUAGAUGAACCAGGUUAUCAGGCUGCAGGAACAGAAGAAGAACCCAGUGUGUCCCUCCAGUCUAUGAAAAUCCAGUGUGAAUCUCCAGAACUUGAAGCUCAAGAGAAGCAAGUUUCAGAUAUUAAGACUGAAAAUGAGUACAGGAAUUUAACUCCAAAACAAAAAGUUUCUGAAGGAAUGAAACCAUGUGGGAAUGUGUCUAGCAGAUUUGAAAAUGAUAUAAACCAGUCUGCUAAGUGUGGAGAAACUCAAAAUUCAGAAGAAUCUUCUGGAUGCUCCAGGGAACAUAAACAACCUACAUGUGAUGAAAAUGGAGUGAGUUCGACUGAGAACUCAGAUCAUGCUGAAAAGAGAACCUGUCCAGGAGAAAAAUCUUAUGAAUGUAAUGACUGUGGAAGAACUUUUAAUCAGCAGUCAUGCCUCAUAGAACAUAAGAGGAUUCAUACUGGUGACAGGCCCUACAAGUGUGAGGAAUGUGGAAAAACCUUUCAUGGGAGAACUGUACUUAUUCGACACAAAAUAAUACAUACUGGAGAGAAACCAUAUAAGUGUAAUGAGUGUGGCAGAGCCUUUGGACGGUGGUCAGCUCUUAAUCAACAUCAGAGACUUCACUCUGGAGAAAAACACUAUCACUGUAAUGAAUGUGGCAAAGCUUUUAGCCAGAAAGCAGGCCUCUUUCACCAUCUCAAGAGUCACACAAGAGACAAACCUUAUCAGUGUCCUCAGUGUAAUAAAAGUUUUAGUCGAUGUUCCAUACUCAUUCAGCAUCUAGGAGUUCACACUGGUGCGAAGCCCUAUGAGUGCAAUGAGUGUGGAAAAGCUUUUGUUUAUAACUCAUCCCUUGUUUCCCAUCAGGAGAUCCACCACAAAGAAAAAUGCUAUCAGUGCAAAGAAUGUGGGAAAUCCUUCAGUCAGAGUGGCCUUAUUCAACAUCAGAGAAUCCACACUGGGGAGAAGCCAUAUAAGUGUGAUGUAUGUGAAAAAGCCUUUAUUCAAAGGACAAGUCUUAUAGAGAAUCAGCAAAUUCACACUGGAGAAAGACCCUAUAAAUGUGAUAAAUAUGGGAAGGCUUUUACUCAAAGAUCAGUCCUCACGGAACAUCAGAGAAUCCACACUGGAGAGAGGCCCUAUAAGUGUGAUGAAUGUGGAAAUACCUUACGAGGAAUCACCAGUCUCAUUCAACAUCAGAGAAUCCACACUGGGGAGAAACCCUACCAAUGUGAUGAGUGUGGCAAAUCCUUCAGGCAGAGCUCAGUCCUCAUUCAGCACCAGAGAAUCCACACUGGGGAGAAGCCACAUGAAUGUGAAGGAUGUAGGAAGGCUUUCAGCCUGAUUGAACAUCACCUCAUCAGACACAGAAGAAUCCACACAGGAGAAAAACCCUAUCAAUGUGAAGCAUGUGGAAAGAGUUUUGCUCAGAGUUCAGGCCUGACCAAGCACAGGAGAAUCCAUACUGGAGAGAAACCCUAUGAGUGUGAAGACUGUGGGAAGACCUUCAUUGGGAGCUCUGCCCUUGUCAUUCAUCAGAGAGUUCACACUGGUGAGAAGCCAUAUGAGUGUGAAGAAUGUGGCAAGGUCUUCAGUCACAGUUCAAACCUUAUUAAACAUCAGAGAACUCACACUGGGGAGAAGCCCUAUGAGUGUGAUGACUGUGGGAAAACCUUCAGCCAGAGCUGCAGCCUCCUUGAACAUCACAAAAUUCACACUGGAGAGAAGCCAUACCAAUGCAAGAUGUGUGGCAAAGCCUUUAGGCGUAAUUCACAUCUUCUGAGACAUCAGAGGAUCCAUGCUGAUAAAAAUCAGGAGCCUGAGCAUGGAGAGGCCUGGGAAGGUCACGGUAGGAUAGAAAGCCAGUGGGAAAAUGUUGGAACUCCUGUGUCUUAUAAAUGUAAUGAGUGUGAAAGAAGUUUUACUCAGAAUAGAAGCCUUAUUGAACAUCAAAAAAUCCAUACUGGUGAGAAACCCUAUCAGUGUGAUGCAUGUGGAAAAGGCUUCACCCGAACUUCAUACCUUGUUCAACAUCAGAGGAGCCAUGUAGGGAAAAAAAAUUCUGUCUCACUGACUAUACAUGCCAAAGUUGGGGCUUAUUUGUAAUUCAACUGAAGCUAGCCUGGAGCACUACAGAAAUUGUAGGCCAGGGCUUUAUUUACCAGUGCAUCAUCAUGUGUUAGGAAACAAUCUGAGAUGAAUUAUCUUCCACAUUCUAGCAAUUGGUUGGAACCAAACUUUUUUGAGGAAUGUUGUCUGGAAAAGGUUGACUUAAAAUGUUUUAUUCUUACCUAUUGGACUUAAAUGGCCUUCCAGAAUAGCUAAAUGCCACAGCAGUAUUUUUGUUUUCUCCUGGAUGGAUAAUUCUUAAUCUGGGGGGCUGCUGCUCUUACCAUUCAUUUUCUAAUAAUGAAUCCUUCAUGAGUAGGUCAGGUUCAUGAGGUCUUUUACCCCUCAUUGUGCCUUGCAUAUAGGUGCUAAUAAAUAUUGACUGGAUGUACCUGUGAAAUGAUCUGCAUAGCUCUGGAAAUCUGUGUCUAGAUUUCUGAGAGAUUUGUAACUAAUGCCAUUUGUGUUUGUGUCUGAUUCUCAGAUUCUAGAUUCUGGGUCAAUACUAUGUAUUUGUGCCAGAUUUGGGGUGGGGGAAUCCAUAUUUCUUCAUGAGGAUAGUACUAAUAGUAAGAAUGCUUUAAACAACUUCUUAAUGAUUAAGAUAUUGGGAGAUGGCUUCAUCCAUAGAAUUGUAUUAUUGCAAUCAGGUUUGCUACUCUUUUGC